UGGGGCUCACAGCGAGUCGGACGGUGAGACAUGGCGGAGUGUGGUCUCCGAUAAGAUUCCCUCUGAGAGUUUUGACAGUUUUUCACAUGUUGGAAGAACUUUAUUUUAGGAAAAAAGAUGGCUGCGUAGCAUAAUAGAGUGGAGCUGAAAGAAACGAGGUUUCUUUUUUCUUUCUCGAGAAGGACGGAGAAGCGGUUGGAAAAAAAUGUGUUGUCAUCUUCGCGCAGUCAACAGCCUCAGGCAGCAAAUAUGGCUACUUCUUGUGUAUCCUUUAUUUCGGGUUGAAACCCGUCCCGAGUGGGUCGAACGGGACUGUUUUGAAGAGGCACACUAAGUGAAGUCGACUACCAGGAAGAUUUUUUUUCUCCCCCCCUCCUGCGUCUUUCCUGAGCAAACAGAGGCGGAUAAAAAGAGUUUGUGGGGCUGAGGAGGAGGAGAUGGAGCUCCAGCAUAAAGAGUUGCUGGAGAAAUGUUACCAGAACUUGGUGGAGUCGAUAACCGAUGCGGACCGAGUUGUGGAUGUUCUGGCUCACUGCGGGGCCCUCAGUCAGUCCGAGCUGCGCGAGCUGGCGCACAACUGCGCCUCCAGCUCGGGAAAAGUGGACCUUCUGCUGAAGACCCUGCUGAGUAAAGACAGAGAUUGUUUCGCAGAGUUUUGCACGGCUCUGGAGACCACCCACCCUCACCUGCAUGCCUCGCUGCUGGAUGGGCUCGGACCAGUCGACCGCACAACUGGGUCCACUUACAGCAUCUUGUCCACCAUGCCAUCAGACUCGGAAAGCAGCAGCUCACUCAGCAGCUUAGGUACGUCUGGUCAAGCCUCCUCACCUCUUCCCUCCAACACUGACAGCCACAGAGUGAACGAGAAGAUGGAGACGGUCCUGUUCCAGCUCAGACAGGUGACUUGUGAAAGGGACGAAUUACUCAAACGUUUGCCGCUGUCUUCAGCUGGAACUACUUUUGAAGAAUGCAGACUAAACUCAAAAACAGGUCAGGACUACGAGCGUCUAAAGCUGCAGUGCAUGAAGGCAAUGGCAGACCUGCAGUCCUUACAGAACCAGCAUAGCGCCACCCUGAAGCGGUGUGAGGAGGCUGUGAAGAAAGCAGACUUUUACCGACGUCUUGCGGGUGAGCAUACCCAGCUGAAAGAAGAGCUGGAGGCAAUGAGACAGCACAACAUCCAGCUGGUCAGAGAGCUAAACCAUGUAAAGCAGGCCUGCGAAGAGCUGAGGAGGCUGCAUGAGGAUGACCAGAGGGAAGUGGCUGAUAUGAGGAUGCUGCAGCUGCAGGUGAUGAGAGAGGGUUCAUCUGAAGUCCUGAACAAGAUGUAUGAAACAGCUGUAGACAAAUUGGAGGUGAUGAAGGGUGACUACGAGGCUCUGAGGAAGCGUUACAAUGAAAAAACGGCCAGUCACAAUGCAGACUUGAUCCGCAUGGACCAAAUCGAGGAGGAGAACCACCGGCUACAGAAGACACUGGACAUUCUGUCGAAGCAGAGGGAUGCUGCCAUCCACUAUCAGCAGCAGUACUCCUCUUCUGUGAAAAGGUUUGACAACGCUCAUCAAGAGCUGUCCAAGGCCACAGCCCAGAAUAAGGAGCUGCAGAGAGAGUUGGACCGGCUGCAGUCCGAGACGACACGGAUAAAGACCCAGCAGCUCAAGGCUGUGAAGGACUGCGAGAAGUACAAGGAGGAGCGGGACUCUGUGAUCAACGAGUACCGUUUGAUCAUGAGCGAAAGGGACCAGGUGAUCAAAGAGGUGGACAGGCUUCAGACAGGCUUGGAGAUGGCAGAAGCAAAGCUCAAAAACAAUUCCUCAGAAAGACGAGUUGCCAACGAGGAGCUGGAGGCUCUUCGACAAGAACUGGCCUCUGCGCUGGUGGACAGAGAUCAAGCAAUGUGUGGAAAGACUGAGCUGCUGGAGAAGUACUGCCAUGAGGUGAAGGACAAAACUGAGGCUCAGAAAGAGCUGAGCCAGGCCUGCAAGGACAUCGAGACGGUGCGCGAAGAGAGGGAUGUGGCCCGCAAAGAAAGGACAGAGGCCAUCAUUCAGAGGGACCAGCUGCUGCGAGAGUAUUACCAAGCCAGACAGAAACAAGACUGUGCUACUCUGGACAUGGAGAGAGCCAACAAGGAGAUUGAGAUGCUGAGGAAGCAGUGUGAGGCCAUCUCUCAGGAGCUGAAGGAAGCUCUGCAAGAGGCAGAAGUGGCCAAAUGUCGACGGGACUGGGCCUUUCAGGAGAGGGACAAGAUAGUGGCAGAGAGGGAGAGCAUACGCACGCUGUGUGACAACCUGAGACGAGAAAGAGACAGGGCUGUGAGCGAUUUGGCAGAUGCUUUGAGGAAUCUGGAUGACAUGAGGAAGCAGAAGAACGAUGCUGCGCGGGAACUCAAAGAACUAAAAGAAAAGCUGGAUGACCAGUUAGAGAAGGAAGCACGAUAUCGACAGCUAAUGGUUCACAGUUCACAUGAUUCAGCCAUAGACACAGACUCAAUAGAAUGGGAAACGGAAGUUGUUGAGCUUGAAAAGCACAGAGAUAUGGAUUUGAAUGCUCUUGGGUUUGACAUUGCUGAAGGAGUAAAUGAUUCAUAUUUAGCAGGCGAUAGUGUCAUAUUUGUCUCCAAGGUGGAUAAAGGAAGUAUUGCUGAAGGCAGAUUAAGGGUGAACGACUGGUUGUUGAAAAUAAACAAUGUGGAUCUGACUCAUAAGGACAGAAAGCAGGUGAUCAAAGCCAUGUUGAAUGAAGAGGGAGUGAUCAAUAUGGUCGUAAGAAGACGAAAGUUACUUGGAGGACGAAUUGUCACACCGAUCCAGAUAAACCUGGCCGGACACAAAGACUGUGGCAUUAGUUUGGAAAGUGGAGUUUUUGUUGGCAGUCUGGCUGCAGGAAGUCCAGCCUCCAGAGACUGUAAUCUUACUGUUGGUGACAGACUAUUAGCUAUCAAUGGAAUUGAACUCGAUAACAAAUCUGUUUCUGAAUGUGAAUCUCUGUUGAAGAACUGUGGAAACUCCCUCAGCAUCUCCCUUAUGAAGUUUCUCUCACAAAGCUGUUCUGGACAAAAUUUAUUUGAAACUUUGAGGGACUCAGAAAAGACUCUGCGGCUCCAGUCAGGUGAAAUCCACACCAGGAUCUGCAGGAACUCUAAGCACAACUGCUCAACUCAAACUGAUGUUUGCAGCAGAGAAGAGGAAGUGUGCAGAGACGCAUGUGAUUCYUUGGAAAACAGCAGUGGUUGCAGCUCUCUUUCCCACCACAAGACCWUUUCUCACAGCUCCCAGCACACCUGCUCUGUUUCCACCUCCCACAGUCCUUCAGAGCCGCAUCCAGCUCUCUGUUACCGGAGGCAGGAUCUCAGCCCUCAUCCCCUCACCUUCACCCCUGUUCUCACUGAUGGAAGCUCUACKCAGUCGUCUGGAGACGGAGGGCAGAGUUUUCCACCGACGGCUGGUGGAGGGACAUGGCCAAAAGUCCUAGUGGGAGCUUCAAUUACUGAAGCGAACCCRCUGUCGGUUUUUAAAAAACCCAAACAAAGGAAGUCCAUCUUUGAUGUGGCUGCUUUCAGGAGGCCUGAGGCAAAACCUCACCUGGACUACAUGUCACAAAUAUCCAAGCACUCCCCACAAAGCUCCGUGUCUGACMCUGCUCAGACCCCUCCCACCCCACCUGCCAGGAGCGACUCAUUUAAAUUUAAACAUCGUCAACAGAACAGCUCUGCGUCUGACUCUACCAUCACCAAUGGCACUCCUCCAGCCUCGGUGGCUCAAAGCACAAGCCCACAGGAUGAGGGAUUGGUGGGGAACCAGCUCUAUUACAUCAACCCUCCUCAAGAAAAUAUCAAGAACGGCCCCAAGAAACACACUGAGGAUGAAGGAAGUCGUCGCAGGGCAGACGUGCAAGAAAAGAGGAGGUACCGGCCAAAAUCAGCACCAGCUCUACGACGAAACAUGACUCCGUUACACAUCCCUGCUCCCAUGCAGACACAAACUUCCUCUAAUGAUGAGCACUCCCCAGAGCCAGUGGACUUGUUACGCUUCUCUCCUUUGAGAACUAAUCGGUACAGCAUGCAAUUUGCACCCUCGAGCUGCAUCAGCGUCUCAGCACACCCACCACGACGACGUUUARCACAGUGUCCUGCUGUGGCAGCUGCCAUGAGGAAUCCAGUUUAUACAGCCUGGAGCCAUGAGGUUCAAACCAACAACUGUCCUUCAGUACUUAGCUCGGGGAUCCAUCUGCAUUCACACAGCCCCCAGAAUCAUGGACCCCUUAGUUUGGACCUCAGCCAUAAGCGCAAUGGAGAUUUGACUGAGACCAAUUGCAGCCAACCACCACACAGCACUAACUCACUGCCCUCUACAGCCAGGCUCAGCUCCCCUGGUACUUUACAGUUUCAUGCAGAACGCAUUAAGAUCCCUCCAGCUCGUUACCCUCGCCCUGCUGGGUCAGACAAAGGCUCUCUUUCACACUCAGAGUGUAGCAGCCUGACGCCACCGAUGUCUCCUGUCAACCUGGACACGUCAUCUUUCUCCAGCAGCCAAUCACAAAGUUCCACUUCCUCUCAGCCCAGGAUAUCAGUCAGUCCUGCUCCAGYUGGUGACAGGAGGAGGGACGGGCCGUUCUUGGGGGAGCCACGCAAUGUGACGGUACAGAAAGGAGCAGAGCCGCUGGGAAUCUCCAUAGUGAGUGGAGAAAACGGUGGAGUAUUUGUAUCGAAAGUSACGCCAGGCAGCAUUGCUCAUCAAGCUCGAUUAGAGUAUGGAGACCAGCUGCUCGAGUUUAACGGAAUCAAUCUUCGAAAUGCCAACGAGCAGCAGGCACGGCUGGUGAUCGGACAGCAGUGUGACACGGUCACCAUUUUGGCCCAGUAUAACCCUCACAUGUUUCAGCUGGGGAAUCAUUCUCGUUCAGGCUCUCAAAUGGAGACCAUCAGCAACCAGCCGACUCCCCAAGACAGCGUAGCUCCUAGCCCGGACAAUCACUCUGCUGUUGAUAACCUCAGUGAGCAGGAUGAGGGCACCAUGACUCCUCCAUCCAGGCGGACAACUCCUGCCACAAGUCCUCACAGCUCCUUUAGGCUUCCAGGUUCAGUUUCACUCAGGGCUGCAGAACUUCGCUUAGUGAGGAAGAAGAGGAUUCACGCAGAACUGGGGAUUCAGAUUUGUGGGGGAAACGUUUAUGGCGUCUUUGUGGAGAUGCUGGAUGAUGAUAGUCCAUUGAAGAGCCCAGAUGGGCUACUACCUGGAGAUCAGAUACUGGAGUUCAAUGGCAUCAGCAUGAAGAAUAAAACUAAAGAAGAUGCUUACCUGGAAAUGUUAAAGCCAGCUGAAACCGUCACAUUCAAGGUCCAAAACUGUGCAGACGGUCUCGCUGACGUCAAAGAGACUCCUGGAGAUGGAUUCUUUAUUAGAGCGCUUUAUGAGCGGGUGGCAGAAGUAGAGCAGGAACUGAGCUUUAAGAAAGAUGACAUCCUGUAUGUUGAAGACACGCUGCCAAAUGGGAAUUUUGGUUUCUGGAUGGCCUGGCAUCUUGAUGAGAGUGGGCAGAAGCUGGAAAAGGGUCAUAUUCCAAGUAAAUACAUGAUGGAUCAGGAGUUUUACAGAAGACAUGGCUGCAUGGCUGAUGUGAAAGAUGAGAACGGCAGCAGUAAAACCAUGUCUGCAGCUGCACGAAGGUCAUUCUUCCGUCGGAGGCUGAAGCACAAACGUAGUGGAUCUAAGGAUGGGAAGGAGCUGAUGGUUCUGGAUGCCAUAAGUACAGAUUCUUUACCUGUUACAGAAGAUGGAACGAGCCUGAUGUACCAGCGGGUUCAGAAGGUGGACUGCUCGUUCCCCAGGGCAGUGCUGAUCUUGGGUCCUUUAGUCGAGGCCAUUAAGGACAUGCUGGUGAAGGAAGCUCCUGCUAAGUUCUGUCGCUGUCUGCCUGAAAUCAUGAAGGCAUCUCAGCAGGCAAUAGAGCGAGGAGUAAAGGACUGUGUGUUCAUCGACUACAAACGGAGGAGUUGUCAUUUCGACGUGACAACUGUUGCAUCAAUAAAGGAGAUAACAGAGAAGGACUGUCACUGUUUACUUGACAUUGCUCCUUACGCCAUCGAACGUCUUCACAGCGUUCACAUCUACCCAAUCAUCAUAUUCAUUCGCUACAAAAAUGCCAAGCAGAUAAAAGAGCAGAGGGAUCCUUUGUACCUGCGAGAUAAACUCUCUCAGAAACAUUCCAAGGAGCAUUUUGAAGCGGCGCAGAAAAUAGAGCAGGAAUACAGCCGCUUCUUCACAGGCGUUGUCCAAGGAGGCAGCGUCUCCAGCGUUUGCACUCAGAUCAUGACCAUUGUGGAGCAGGAACAGAAUAAAGUCCUGUGGAUUCCAGAUGGAGCACCAUAAGACUUUCAUCUCACUACAGCUCACCUGCAAACAUCAUGUAGUCAUAUUUGUUACAGUAGGAAACACUAAAUAUAUUUGUUCACCGAAGACAAGCUCUGACCUCCGUUUCUUUCUCACAUAACAUCAGCUCUGAUGAUGAUGCAAUAUUCCCACUACAGUAGUGAUGUACUGUACUACAGAUAGAUUUGCUUACACUAGUAUUUAAUACUUGAAUGUUUUAUUCUCCGUAUUUUAGUAGCUCUGCUUUUAGUCCUUUUUUGYCGCAUGAAUGUGUUGGAUCACGACAAACCUGCACCAGUGGAAAACAGAAGGCCAUAUUGGUGAAGUGAAGAUGGAGUGGACCACCAUGUUCUCCUUUUUUAUAUUUAAAUAUAUUUUCCUAACAUUUAAUUUAUCUAAACAAAUGAAAGGUAUUUCUUAUAUAUUUUUGUUAUACUGAUGUAGUUGUUUAAUUAUUAGAAUUAUUUCUAUUUAUAGAGAAAAUUGCUUCCUUCCAGUUUURUGUUGAUUGUAUGAUGGUACCUUAUUUUGUUUAUUUAUUUUUUCCAUUUCAAUCUUCAGACAUGACAUUGUGCCAAGUUUACAAGUUCCUCUUGAAAAAUAACACCUCCACUUAAAUUAUUAUCAUGCAGCAAGUUUGGUUUAGUUUCACUACUUUGUGUCCUGCUGGUUCUGUUCAUAUAUUUGUUUUGUCUGAAGGGAUAUUUUUAUUUAUGGUUCAUGGUUGGCUGUCAGUUAAAUACAGUUACAGGUAUCUCUUGAUUCAUGCUCGAAGGUUUUACUAAGUAAUAUGAAACACUUGGAAUAAGGUCUGUUUCUAAAUGAAAUUCCUAAAACAUUAAAACAAAUUUUAAUUGUU
Austrofundulus limnaeus is the source of this 7230-nucleotide messenger RNA. Its product is annotated as disks large homolog 5. The record is from RefSeq and is a predicted model, not a curated record. Gene Ontology annotation, biological process: regulation of apoptotic process; negative regulation of hippo signaling. NCBI's taxonomy places the organism in Eukaryota, Metazoa, Chordata, Actinopteri, Cyprinodontiformes, Rivulidae. Bases 438 to 6371 code for a protein of 1977 amino acids. Gene Ontology annotation, cellular component: plasma membrane. The transcript is spliced from 33 exons. Gene Ontology annotation, molecular function: protein binding.